ACGUUAUACCCGUGUUGUCUCCUAGCUCUACUAACUGCAGUCCUGCACGGUGACAUUUCCGAGAACCAUGGCAGCACUGACUGUGUUCAAAGUCGGGUACAUGUCGAGGUAACCAGGGUAACGCCACAGAGUAGUAGCAUGUAGCUAAACGUCAGCACUAAGCUAGCCAGAUAACCGUUCCGCCAGUGUUUCCUCCGGCUGCGACUUUGUGUCGUUUGUUCUUUAGUUCCUCUCUUUCGACUCCUGAAACCAACAUUAAUUAACAUUUUGGUCAUUUCCACGACAUCUGCAUCAUUAACCGUCACUUCAGGCCGUUAGUGUUGAUGCAGCACCGCGUGAGUUAGGAUCGCAUUUCAGUGACGUCGCCCUGGGAUUAUCCAAUUAGAUCGCUGAACGCAAAGGACCGUUGAUGACGGUAUUACAGUUUUUCUCCCCCCCUCUGGUGGUCCACCAUUUUGGGAGUCAAAACACAAAUAGCAGCGCACACCUCCACGCUUCUCCGUGGCCUUACUAUGGUUCACACAUGUGUGGUGGCAGGCUGUAGGAACAGAAGGACACCCGGCACCACCCUAUCUUUCUACCGUUUCCCCCGGGACCCCGAGAGGAAGCAGCGCUGGAUAGCUGCUGUGAACCGAGAGGGCUGGGUGCCCAACGACGGCAGUCGGCUGUGUAGUACUCACUUCAUCUCAGGUAAACAGGUGAAGAAUCCGCGUUCGCCGGAUUAUGUUCCUUCUGUGUUCACGACAGCUCCCUUAUCCCCGGAGAUGAAAGAGACAGGUGCCUUGGAGAUCCUGGACAAGCAGGAAGCACGCGUGGAGGCGGCCAACGCCUUGUUGUUCCUGCAGGGCCAGGGCAGGUCUGUAGUGGGGGAGCGGGGCCAGGUUGAGCAUACUGAGGAGAGGGAGCAGGAGGCCGUUGUGGAGGAAAGUGCGUCCUCUUCCCUCAGCACUGAUGAAGACGAUGGCGAGGAUGAUGAGUCUAUGAGUGACAGCAAGAAAGGAAGGUUCGCUCAGACUUCUGAUGCACAGGUGAACUUUGACGACAUCCUGAAGGCCCUGAAGAAGGAGAACCAGACCCUCAGGGAGUCUGUGGAGAAAAUGUCCCUCUCUGAGAGCUCUUUGAGGAACGAUGCAGAGAAAGUCAAGUUUUACACAGGUUUACCCAACUACUUUGUCCUAGAGACGGUCAUGUGGCUGCUGGCACCUCACAUGGACGGGAUGAAAAACAUGAAGCUCUCAAAGUUCCAGCAAUUGCUGCUGACACUGAUGCGACUCCGCCUGGACCUCCGCAACCAAGACCUAGCCUACCGCUUUGGUGUGAAAGUCGGCACGGUGACCAGGACCGUGCACCAGAUGGUCAGCAUCAUGUCCUCCACUCUGGUGCCGACGGCCGUCUUCUGGCCUUCUAGAGCCGAGCUCCGGAAAAACCUGCCGGCCGCUCUGCGCACCUCCCACCCUGACUGCGCUGUCAUUAUAGACUGCUUCACGGUGCCUUUUGAGGAGCCGGUUUCCCGGGGCAACCAGCAGCAACAGCAGAGGGUGGUGCAAAGCUCUCACGGGCUGGGGACAAGUUACAAUGUGUUAAAGUAUCUGAUUGGUGUUGCUCCUCAAGGCGUUGUCACCUUCGUCUCCAGGGGCGUGCUGGGAAACGUCAGUGACAAAAGCCUGGCUGAGGGCUGCGGCCUUCUGUGCAAGCUUCUCCCAGGUGAUGUCGUACUGGCGAGUCGCGACCUCGACAUUGCCGAUUCUGUGGCUGCUCGCGGAGCCCUGUUUAAGAUUGCUGGCAGCUACCAGGGAGAGGCAUACGGGAGCUCAGAAGGCUCGCUACAGGCUGAUGCUUCCUCCGAGACAGUGAGUGUGCAGAGGCAUGUGGACAGGGUGAUCUCCAUGGUGAAGCAAAGGUACGCCAUGCUCACAGGCCCUGUCGAGAGCCCCUUCACCACAGCCUCUGAGCGCACGUCGAACCUCUCAACCUUUGAUAAGAUUGUGCAAGUUGCCUGUGCCUUAAACAACCUGUGCAUCUCUGCUGCUCCACUAGAGUGAUUCGUACAGAAAUGCCUAGUGCUCCUCAAUGCUGGUCAGGCACUUAAGUUCCCUUUACUGCUUUGGACCUUAUUCCAUGUUCUCCCACCACAUCCCUGCGUCAACACUACACCGUGACUACCGAACUUAUACUUUAUACUCACCCACUUUAAUUUACACCUCCAGUGUAUGUGUUUCCCUGUUAUCUAGGUCGGUCUGUACUUGGAGAUGAGAGCACGUCUCCCAAAUCCAGAAGCCACAUUGCUAAGAUGUGAUGUCAUUAAGUUAUGCAACUGACAAAGAAUGGCAGGCUUGCAAAGGAUGUUAUUUUUUUUGUAUUUAGGCUUUGAAUGACAACCAUGCGAGUAAAAUGUACCUUCGUUAGCCUUUUGUAAAUACUGAGGUAUAUAAACUGUAGUUUGGGUGGUGCAGGCAAUGUUCCCACUAAUCCUGUGCCAUGCUAGAGUCUGCAAGUUUUUUUUUUCAUCCCCAACAAUUACUACAGCAGCUGACUUCACUGAUUACUCCCUCUCUCUGCUGCAGAAGGGGGUUUGUUGGUUAAACCAGCUGUUUUGUUGCCUUUCCCUGCUUAUAAAUCAAGAACAGUACACACAAUUCAAAGAUAUAUAAAACCGGUUAAAGAACAGCAUGAACAGUACAGCAGCUCAUAGAGAAGAGUCUCUCCUACUUGAUCCACCAUGCAGGGACUGACACAUGUCAUGGUUAACGAGGGUUUUGAGGGAUUACUGGGUGUAC
Messenger RNA from Morone saxatilis (striped sea-bass), 2777 nucleotides. RefSeq lists its product as uncharacterized. The coding region runs from base 513 to 2042 and encodes 509 amino acids. Lineage: Eukaryota; Metazoa; Chordata; Actinopteri; Moronidae. The record is from RefSeq and is a predicted model, not a curated record. The transcript has 2 exons.